AUGAAAAAAUCUCCUUUCAAAACCAAAGAAGAUUCAAGACCAGCAGAAAGAUUUGACCCGAAAGAAAGCCACUUUGGAGGUCGAGCAGGGCAGAGACGAAGAAAUUUUGCAAAGUUUCUCAAUUGCAAAGGCAAUCCGACAGUUUUUGUUAGCGCCACCAAUCAUCAAACAACGGAAGCAAAGCUCAUCGCAACCAUUCCAAAAAUGCGGCCAGGAAUCUUUCAAUCCCCAGCCUCUAACUACGAUCGAAUCAAUUCAACACCCAAUCCACGAAUCCGCCAAGCCUCAAUGGCCUUUGGGUUUGACUUUGAACGCCCUCAACAAACUCCCCCAAUGCUCCGUUCCCAAGCUUUCCAACGGGGUGACCUGGAUUCCAGCGGGGAGCCUAACUAUCGCUCGGUGCUAGACGAUGAACCACCAAGCACCUCUAACAGCUCGCAGAGAGGUUUUGGCAAUGGGCACAGGGGCAAUGAAGGACCCAAUGACCCUAAUUUGGCUUUGGAGCUGAUUGAAAGUUUGGGUGACUCUUUUGGACUCAGUUCAACUGAAAAGUCUGAUGUGAAAGAAAUAUUUCAGCACACCGACUCCUUCGCACGUGAAGUAGCCACCGUCUGUUUUUUUCGAUCACAGUUUGCGAGACUCGAAAAAUCUAUUAACGAAAAAUCAAUGGCCUCCUCGACAAUCAUUCAACAUCAAGGUGAUCAAGCCUACGGAUGGAAAGGCGGCGAAGGGGUGCGAUCAUUCAUCCGGGAGAAAAUCCGUGAAGCCCUUGUAGGCAGUCACGUUCAGGCGUACGCGACAAAUUUCACCACUGACAACGACCCUGUUCUCGACUCGCUUGAGAAUCACAUUGUAGGGGUUUUGGUUGCAGCCCCAAACAAAGUCCCUGACUACAACCUGCCCGAAGAUUUUCGAUCCAGCGAACCGACCGCGGACACAGCGGUGCGCAAGGUUAUUAAAGAAAUAGCUAAGACGGAGAGGGCAAAGUUCCAGGACACAUCACCUCGAAUGCCCAUCAAAUCAAGCAGCUCCUCCUCUACAUCAAAGACCCCCCUUUAA
Messenger RNA from Melampsora larici-populina 98AG31, 1059 nucleotides. RefSeq lists its product as uncharacterized. NCBI's taxonomy places the organism in Eukaryota, Fungi, Basidiomycota, Pucciniomycetes, Pucciniales, Melampsoraceae. Bases 1 to 1059 code for a protein of 352 amino acids. The transcript is spliced from 7 exons. The record is from RefSeq and is a predicted model, not a curated record.